UCUGUCCGAGAUGGGGAUCCGAAAAAAGACCACGAACAAGAAUCCGCCGGUGAUGAGCCACGAGUUUGUGAUCCAAAAUCAUGCAGAUAUCGUCUCCUGUGUUGCGAUGGUCUUCCUCCUCGGGCUAAUGUUUGAGAUAACCUCAAAGUUUGCAGUGUGCUUCAUAACCAUCCAGCACAAUGUCACCAUAACAACAAAUGAAGGCCCAGAACAGACGACUAUUAACCAUUUUCAACAUGGUAUCAAAGAUUUGGCCACCAUCUUCUUCUACAUGCUGGUGGCUAUUAUCAUGCAUGCAAUCAUCCAGGAAUAUGUGCUGGAUAAAAUUAACAAGAAGAAGCAUUUCUCCAAAACAAAGCACAGCAAGUUCAAUGAGUCUGGACAGCUCAGUGCCUUCUAUCUGUUUUCAUUCAGCUGGGGUGCUAGCAUCCUUGUGUCUGAAAACUUUUUAUCUAACCCAGUCACCCUGUGGGAAGAUUAUCCCCACAUUCUGAUGCCAUUUCAGAUGAAGUUCUUCUACAUUUGUCAGCUGGGUUACUGGUUACAUGCUCUUCCUGAACUCUACUUUCAGAAAACAAAGAAAGAGGAUAUUCCACGUCAGCUUGUGUACAUCCUUCUCUACCUGGUCCACAUUGCGGGGGCUUACAUUUUGAACUUGAAUCGCUUGGGCCUGGUUUUGCUCGUCUUGCACUACUUUGUUGAGCUGCUUUUCCAUGUUUCCCGCCUGAUCUACUUCAGCAAUGAGAAUCGACAGAUGGGGUUCACCAUGUGGGCGGUCUUGUUUGUCCUUGGGCGACUGCUCACUCUAUCCUUGUCUGUCCUCACGGUUGGAUUCGGCCUUGCCAAUGCUGAGAACCAAGGCUUUGACUGGGCUGCAGGAAACUUUAAUAUACUCUUUGUUAGGAUCACAGUGCUCGCUGCUGUCUGCUUCACCCAAGCCUUUAUGAUGUUGAAAUUUAUCAAAUUCCAACUGCGCCGGUGGAGAGAGCACGCUGAAGCCCAGAGUCUCAAGAAGAAGCAGGUUAUCAACAAGGGAAAAUCAAAGAAAGACAAAGCUAAUGGAGUAAAUGGAGUUCAUGCUCAUGAUUCACCGAGAUCAAGGAAAGAGAAAUCGUCAUAAGAAAGCCAUUUAUAAACAGUUGCUCAAACUCCCCAUGCCCUGCCCGGACCUACCAACAGAUUCACUGGCUCUCUGCUGUGGUACACCUCUUCAGCUCCCUCAGCCUCCCCACUGGGCAUGAACAUCAAUGUAGAUUUGGCCGGUAGGAAGUUGUCCAACACGCCUUGGUUCAAUAUGCAUUGUGCUACUGUGCCAUUUUGGAAAAAGACCACCAAUUUUGUUGAAUUCAAAAGUGCCUAUUGAUAAAGACAUUUACUGUGGCAGUGAAAUUUUAAGAAUGUCACUUUGUGCUUCUCCCAAAAUACAGGGCAUUCCAGUUUUUGUUUGUUUUCCACCACUCUGCUUCUCACUGCCUUUUGAUUUAUUAAUUAUGUCUUGCAAGUUAUUUCUUUUCUUGUUAUUUCACAAUCUUAGGUUGCGUUAUAGGACGAUUGUUUCCGUUACCCCUUGAGUGGUUUGUCCAAACCACUCACAGGAGUUCUUAACAUUUGGCAGUAGGAUAUAUUGCCAUGAGUGCAUUGAAGAUGCUGAUUUGUUUGCAGCUGUAAAAUUAUUGUCUGGUGUAUUUGAUUUAAUUUGUGACAAACAUUCCUGUUUGAAUGUAAUUCUCAUAAUUUUCUUUGCUGUUGUAGAUUUCAUGAGACUUAGCCUUGAUGUAAAAACAGUGUCUGGAAAUAAGAAUAUUUUCGUACUACCACAGGCUGUGCCAAACAAGGAAUCCCCUGACCGGUUAAUUUAUGCCUACAAUAUGCCAUGAAAUGAUUCCACUUUUUAUAAGCUGUACUAGUCCUUAUGGUACAGUUAGGUCCUAUAAAGACACACUGCAUUAGCAGUGUACCAAUAGCCUAUAUUUUCUGGAGGUUUUACCUGUCAUGAUAAAUAAAAUGUUUUAUGGAAGAA
Molecule: messenger RNA, 2020 nt
Organism: Periophthalmus magnuspinnatus
Lineage: Eukaryota; Metazoa; Chordata; Actinopteri; Gobiiformes; Gobiidae
Gene: tram1
Product: translocation associated membrane protein 1
Exons: 11
Coding region: 11-1120 (369 amino acids)
Biological process (GO): SRP-dependent cotranslational protein targeting to membrane, translocation; protein insertion into ER membrane
Cellular component (GO): endoplasmic reticulum membrane
Source: RefSeq, a predicted model, not a curated record